CAAGACUGCCGCUAUAUCCUUGGGGAGGAUCGGGCUGCAGGAACGUUACUAAGAUACUAAGUAUUGACUCAACAUUCAUGCUGCUAAUUCUGGCGACGAACACGACUGUAUAAAGUUGAAUGCAUAAUUGAAUGAAUGAUAAUGCAUUUGAUACCAACACUCGUCCGUUCGCCCAUCAUUCUUCAUAACAUACCGUAGCCUAGGCCCAUUUAAAAUUAACUGACAAGACGCGUGAAUCUGGUGCAUUGAGCAGGUACUCGCAAGGGAAAGUAUGGCAGAGAGUAGUCAAGAAAUCAGAAAUUUCAGUGAGACUCCUCAAAGUUCCCGAAUUGGUUCUCGAGUACUGAGUUCUAAUUCGUCAUCAUCUGACGCAAUUCGUACAGCGACUCAAGCUUUUCUGGAUUUGGAACGCGAACCUAAAACGAACGUUACAAACUCUUCAAUAAUUCGUGCACAACUUACACAACAAGAAAUACGAGAUCUUAGGUUUGUUUUCGAUACAUUCACCAGUAAAGACCGCAGGCUGAUCGAGGCCAACGAUUUAUACAGAGCCAUGCGUGUACUCGGGUUUAAGAUAAAAAUGAGAAAAAUAGAGGAUGCGCUGAUUGAUAUGGGACGUGACGGAACAAGGUGCAUUAACUUUGAAGAGUUCCUCGAACUAGUUGUGCAUUAUCAAGGAGAAAGCAGGGAUAUACACGAAGAGCUAAUGCAGGGUUUCACGUUAAUUGAUAGAGAUAAGCAGGGAUUCAUUACUUACAAUGACAUCAAGAGGGCUUCACAAGAAUGUGGUCUGAAUCUGAAUGACAGGGCCAUUAGGGAGAUGUUACAAGAAGCCGACCAGACUGGAAAUUCGAGGAUCACUGCUAAAGAAUUUAUGGAAAUAAUGCUUCAAACACAGUUAUUCCAAAGUCUGGUGUAGAUUUUAACUUAAGCAUUUAUUCCAAAGGAUUAAGGCACGGAACUACUUAGCGUACUCGCUGUAGGCUUAUUGGUUUACAUAGUAUAUCAUGUAUAUAAUAGAAAUUUACGAUGAGUAUUGAUUUACAUAGUAUAUCGUGUAUAUAAUAUAAUGUAGUAGUCCGUGUAAUAAAAGACUGGCAUCGAUGCAUUUUGGCGGUUAUGUUUGGUUUAUUUUUUAGUUAAUGAGAGGAUCUACGCCGAGUAAAACUGGAUGCCUAAACGAAUUAGGUUUCGACGAGUAAUAAUUAUUUUGAAUUUUGCAUAUAGGCCUAUUAGUAUUAUUAGGUUUAGGGCACCUACAAAGAAGCUCCCCAGUCUCCACCGUGGACCAAAGGAGUAAGCUACUUAUAUUUACCAAUUGUAAAACUAUAAAGCGUAGAGCUUGCACCUUAUUUUGCCAGCUAGCGCCCAGGCCCCAAAUAUACACAAGUAUACAACUACAACCGAGUAGAUUUCCUCCAUUUAAUGUAAAAUAAAACACAUUCAAAUCCGAAAGCAAGCGUAGGAUUACGUUUAUUUACAAUUUACAAAUUCAUAAUUUUUAGUCCGAUACAAUCAACCGCCGAAUCCAUAUAGGGUUCUUCCUUGGCGCUUCAAGG
This is a messenger RNA of Anneissia japonica, 1559 nucleotides long. RefSeq names its product caltractin-like. The record is from RefSeq and is a predicted model, not a curated record. Gene Ontology annotation, cellular component: centriole; centrosome. Gene Ontology annotation, molecular function: calcium ion binding. Gene Ontology annotation, biological process: centriole replication; mitotic cell cycle. The coding region runs from base 272 to 919 and encodes 215 amino acids. Lineage: Eukaryota; Metazoa; Echinodermata; Crinoidea; Comatulida; Comatulidae. The transcript has 6 exons.